Molecule: messenger RNA, 997 nt
Organism: Dicrocoelium dendriticum
Lineage: Eukaryota; Metazoa; Platyhelminthes; Trematoda; Plagiorchiida; Dicrocoeliidae
Source: the annotation of a GenBank genome assembly
AUGCAUGAAGAUCUUCCAUUUAUCGAUAGAAAAAUGACAAGCUGGGAGCAAGAGGAAUCAAAUAUCAUUGACGGCACAAUGGGCUUUAUUACAACGCCUGGAUUGAAUGAAGAUUCAACCGUACGGAUCUACGUUCCAGAUUUCUGUCGUUCUGUUGAUCUUAAGAGUAAAGGAAGCACUCGCAGCAGACAUCGAGAUGACCUUGAGUUGCUUGUGUUUACAAACGAAGCAAAAGAUCCAGCUACUGACUGGAGUGAACGAAAAUACUGUAACUCGGAUCUGCCUUGUCCUCCUCGAGGACUGAUGGCACUGGCGGCCUGCCUUGGAGUGAAAUCGACGUCACUUCCCAUAUACAUUUCCUCGCCCUUAUUCCUAGACGCGGAUAUACGCACUCAUUCUGGACUUCAAGGACUGCGCCAGCCGAACAGAUCGGAACAUGGGACCCACCUUUAUCUGGAGCCGACAACUGGACUCACUUUGGAGGCCUAUCAGCGGCUGCAGUUCAAUGUUUAUAUGGCGAACGUUGACGAGAGCUACGGUACAAUGGCAGGACCUUAUUACAUGCCUAUUGCCUGGAUGUCAACUCAUGUUUCAGCAGACAAAAAUACCGUGGACCGACUACAAACAACGGUUUUACAAUUGCGAAAGAAACUGCCCUUUUGGGCAUCCAUUGCUUGCGCUAUCACAGGAACCCUCACCGUCAUUUUGCUUUUAGCCAUAGCAUUGCACGUUUGGUGGAUGAGAUCCCAACCCACUGCCGUGCUAUUCAACGAGUGCAAUCCUGAGAAUGAGAACACUUUCUGCAAAUUCAAAACGUCAGUCUGUUUCCGGCGCCUGAUAUCAGUGAUCUCGGAGCAGUCGCUGGAGGAGUAUAUAAUUCCCGAAAUGGACGCUGUUAAAUAGUGAAGAUUGCUCCAACACUGACCAGGGAUCAACUUCAACAAAACUUCCUGCAAAAUAUCACGUCUUAAAUCCGCGUACUGAAUUUGUAAACCUG